Porites evermanni is the source of this 16291-nucleotide messenger RNA. The record is from the annotation of a GenBank genome assembly. Lineage: Eukaryota; Metazoa; Cnidaria; Anthozoa; Scleractinia; Poritidae.
AUGACGGUUGAAUUAAACUCAUUUUCUACGCCGGCGAUACAGGUCGGACUACAUCAGCAACCGUAUUUGCGAGACGUAAUGGAAAAGUUCGCCGAGUUUGUGUCGUCUAUCGGUCAGAAUGCGCGUUCAUCUUCUUAUAUGUCUUCAAGUGGGGCAAUUCCACGGGGAACUGGUUCUCCCAACGUCCCUCCGGUGAGCUACGCGAGUUGCGAUUUAGCGAGACAACACGCUCUUCCGUUGAGUACACCAUCCCAACCAGGUAAUUAUUUAUUUGACUUCUAUAAUGACUCUACCUUUUGUCCAAAAAUAAUCGCAAUUGAGAGAAUCAACCUUAAUUGAUUUUAAUAUGAAGUUAAUGAGUUGUUCUUCACUUGUAAUUGCAUUUUGUCCAUUUAAACUGCUUUGACAUGUAGUGUUCCAAUUACUAACUCGUGCAGGCAAGUACUCGCCUCCAGUUGGAAGCCCGACGCAGCUUUCACCGAGUCCUCAAUCCUGCAUGGAGAUGGAGAGCGGCAGUAACGAGUCUACCUCGAAGCGUAAAAAGCGUCGGAACCGAACCACAUUCACAUCAUUUCAACUUGAGGAAAUGGAGCGAAUUUUUCAGAAAACGCACUAUCCUGAUGUUUACACACGGGAGCAGUUGGCGCUACGAUGCGACUUGACGGAAGCACGCGUACAGGUAAACAGUUUGUUGAUAAAAACCAUCCCAUGUUUCACUUCUGUAUCAUUUUCUUAUUACCAUUAAGAAAACGUCGUUAAACUUUUCAAGCAUUUUACAGAUGAUGUACGGCCACUUUACACAACCUGUUAUACUAAUUCAAUUAGUCGUUGUUACUAUGCGAUAACGAAAAGAGAUUACACAAGUUAGCUUGGUCAGACCAACUGUAUUUCUUUGAUUUUCAUUGCGUUAAUUUAUAAAUUACUGAUCACCUAGCGAAAGGUGCUGUUAAGUAAGUAGUCAUUAAGGUCUAAAUUCAGCGAAUGUAUCAAGUCGUUUUGGGGCCCGAUCAUUUGGGUUUAGCACAAGCAAUAGUGCAGUUUUUUAAACCAAUAGGUAGACUAGUGAAAAUAAGUAACUAAUUCGUUCUUAGUGGUAUAUCUUCCUUUACGUUACUUUACUCUACUAUCGAAGGUAAGUUUGUUUAAGGUCAAUGAAUCAUUUUCUUGUGAGCUAGGGUUUGUAGCUGAUACUUACUGUGAUGCAUGAAACAUCUAUUCGUGAACGCGAGGUAUGGUCUGAGAGAGGGUUUCGUUUUUGUGGGAAAUAUCUGUAACGGCAGUCGCCUACAAAUUAUGCCGAUGUGGAACAGAGUACGCAAACACAGAAAUACUAGAUCUCAUUCUCACGAGCAUUAAAACGUCUUGUAACCGAUUAUUUCAAGUAAGAGAGGCUCUUGCAGUUUAUAAUGAGAACUUCAAAGGAGUUGUGGUUGGAGCGGUCUACUUUGAGCUAAACACGUACAAGUACUUGCCUAGAGAUGUGGUCUAAAAUGAUAUAUCGCAGCCCCCAACAAAGGGUUGUUUUUGCUAAAGAUGCUGUAAAUUAGCGGAUGAUGGGUCUAACCACAUGGAAAACGCCAUCAAAAAUUUGGUUUUAUCACAGGAAGGUAAUCUUGCAACACAUGGAUGUUUAACGAUGGACAGAAUUCGUGUCGGGAAAUGAAACGUCACUCGUGCAAAUUAACAGUCUGCUACGCAUUCUUAUUUUUUAUCAUCUUGAGCCAUGAAUUGACAGAAAUAUAUUCUUGCAGUUUAAACUAUAAGUCAUUUUUUCACUGCUAGAAACGAUUUAACUUCCGUAAGACCGGCCUCCAGUGAUUGUCCUUACAUGGAUCCUCUGAGAAAAGGGAUUUCAGCUUUCAAUCAUUAAUUGUCUGCAGAGCUAUAUAUUUUAAUUUCACAUCUUUAGUGUUUGCUUGAGCAGCUUAUUUCCUUUCUUUCUUUCUUACUUACUUUUUUCUAUUUAAAACAGAUUUUUAAACAAUCACUAGGUGGAAAAACAUGUGUCUCACCUAAAUUCUAUCAGAGCUUAAUUUUAAGGCGGAAUAAAUUAUUUAAAAGAAAACAGAAUUUUGUACGUUACUCAAGAAAAUGAAAUAAACUGAACCAGAAAAAUAGUGAUAGUAAUCGAAAGAUCUCCGAACGAAAAUUACACUUUGGGAGAGAAGGAAUCAAAAGAACAUUUUUGUGAAAGUGCGGCAGUCUAGAUGUUUCUCUGCCGCGUCUGAGCAAGUGUAUAAUUAGUGCCCCUUGCACAAAGGAUAAUGGGGAAAUCUUUGCAGCGAAAAGUCACGCUAAAGUUGUUAUCAAAGUCUCCUCUUUCAUCGGUCAUUAGGAAAAAAACUUUGCUCCAUUUAACUCUCAGCGUUGGUCCAAGGGGCAGCUCAAGCUUCAUAAUCUUAAAGCAAUCCUUGCACGAUUCCAGGCACGCGAAUAAAGGCUAAACUUUGAUACUACAGAGUUAUAGAUACACUACUACAAUAGCCAAGUCAAUUCCUUCCCUUUACGUGCAAUUGGUCAACUUUAAUUUUGGUUUUUAUAUCACCAAGUAACUUCUUGAAUUAAAUAGACGCGGAACUAAGCGUAAAUUUAUUUGGUGCAAGUGCAUUUUGAUUGUUGUGGAAUUUUUAUAAGCGGUGAUUUAGAGGAUCUGAAGAAGGGCGUGAGCAACUGCUUGGUUUAUGUCUUUUGCAUAAUGGCAGCUUCAGUGUCUUUGUGGCAGGCGUUUCCGUAAAUGGGCUUUUUUACGCCAUUUGGGAUACUGGCUUAUCGGAAAGCUGUAUUGCGCCCGUUUACGGAACAUUUGUUACUAGCGCUUGUUAUGUCCAAUUUUCGAUACCCUCGAUUCUUACUUUGUUAAUCGCUUAUCUAACCCUUGAUCGUGAAGUGUUUGUCCUAUCAAUACUUCGAUGUGUAUCGCUAGUUGUGAAUGAUGAUUGAGCUGUCAUACUCGUAUUAAACUUGCAAAAAUACUUAUCUCUCGCUGAACAGAACAUGUAAACUUUACUAUUUUAAAACCGAUUUUAUCUAUCUCGACUUGCGCGUAGAAAAUUACAUCAAAACUUUGAUUCUGAAAUGUCGUGCAUUUAUUUUUUGCAAAAAAUGUGUCGGCAACUUCAAAGGAAACCUGAUAAAUUUUGAUCGGGGUAACAUUGGACAGUCUGUGUUUCGUCUGUUUAUUUGUUCUUCAAAAGUAAAUUGUAAACUUGUUAUGCUGGACCGCUAAAUGAUUUUAUAUCUUUUCGUAAUUAAAUCUUUUGUUUAGACAAUUUUCACUUCUAACGUCAACAAAUAAAGGGAACUUGUUAUGUUUAAAAGUCGCAGCAGACGGCAUUCAGGAGUGCCUUUAACGUAUCACUUUCUCCUUCUUAUCGAGGGAACUAGAGAAAAGUUGACAGCCAAAUAUUAAUAGCGGCUAUUGAGACAUAUUUGCUUAUCCUCUUAAUUCUGACUAAAUAUUUCAUAUUUUUUUAACCGGUCAAGGUUAGUACCGUGAAAAGGGAUGAACAGUAUCGGACAAGCGCGUGUUUUUAGCGUUCUUUCUUGACAUAUGUCGGAAAGUGACACCGGAAGCUUGAAUGUGUGUUGUCUGGUUCUGUGAUUUGCCGAACCACGCAAUAAUUUAUCUCCUUGUCUGCUAAGCUUUGCAUAAAUCUUACACUUAAUUUUUGAUAAGUUAUAUCAAGGACUUACUCAGGCUAUAUUUUUCUGUAGUUUUAUUUGAUAGCAAAAAAUGGUGAUUACUUUAUUCACCACGCGUGGGCGAAACCUUCAACUAAGUUUCUUUCGUCCUUGCUUUUGCUUUCUCUGUAUUGUCUUGGAAAAUUUAAUGCAUAAAUGUUAAGUUUUUAGGGAUUAAGCUGAAAGUCCUUCUCGGAAAUAGUAUGCUGUCGUCGCCUCAUGCUAUUGUUGCUAAUAGAUCUUGGAUAUCCUGGGGGCCAACAACAUUUCUUUUAUUAGCUCAAUAAGCUUGUGAUCGCCAGUUCCUAAUGGGGAAUGGUAAUUGACGUAAUGUGGAUCUUUAUGGACGAUUUUUAUGUCAUAUAAUGCAAGUUAAACAAAAUAGAAAAGUUUUAAAAGUUAUUUGUAGAGUAAGUAGAUAUUGUGGGUGUGAUUUACCACGGGGCGGUCCAAGGAUAGAGGAACGCAAAUAUGUGUGGACUUCGAGGACUUAAUUCCCUUUUUCUUGUCACCUGUUACGUUCACGUAAAUAAUUUUAACAACUUUGAUAAACGCUUUAUAUACAGAAUCUUGUUUUUGCUGUGAAAAAAGCAGCGUUCGACUGCAUAAUACUGCUAAGAUUUCAAGCACAAACUAAAUGAAGGAGCAAUUCCUUAAACUGAAUAAAUGUAAAAGUAGGGUGAUCUAUUUCCCCUCAAAAGUCAAACCCUUCAAGAAGUCGUUAACCUGUUCCAUUGUACUCCUCUCGUGGCCUGCACUUAAAAGGCUCAUUUUACUUUAGAGUGUUAUAGGUGAUUCAAUGUGCUUUCAAGAGAAAACCUCUCUGCUGCAACAAGGGAGAUGUAUCUUGAUCCUGAUAAAGCAAAACCGGCUUCAACCCGCAACCACUUAUCUGCUUAUUGAAAAAACUGCAGGGCUUUUCCGUCGGCAAAGCUAGGGACUGAGUGGGGUUAAUCCCCUGUACGCUUUGUGUUCAACAACCCUCUUUGGGCGUGCACGCCUGGGGUGUGUGUCUGCAGAGAAUAUCUUUCUGGCCUGUUUCUCGUGACAAGAAAACCACGUUUUAUUUCAAAUAAGAAUACCCUUUGGUACAUAUUAAUUUUAGCCUAAAACGACUCAUUCAAACUGGACUAUUUUUCGAUUUAGCAGUGUUUGAUUUCUGGUACAUAUUAUUUUUCACGUUUAUAUUUGUUAAUUUAAACUGGGGAUCUUCUCAGAAAAGCCCAGUAGGGCUUGCUAAGGUCUCCUGCCAUAAAUGUAUCCAUGCCCUAAUUAAGCAUUGUUGUAUUGUAUUGUGAACGGCGUAAUUAAAAUACUCGCUCAGAAUGCAUCAAAAACACACACACCCACCCAAAAGCGUUAUCGUGUGUUCGACAGGUUGAGACAGAUAUAAACGGCAGAUUGCAAAUUUUGAGAAGAGUUAUAAGUUUCAUCAUUAUGGAACGAAUUUAUGAGUCUUUUUGUUGAAAGCCUAAAACAAACAAAAAAUACAUUCGCCAGUUAUAGAAUUUUAUAGAUCACCCGUAUAUAUUGUAAACAGGCGAGGCAACUCUGCAGGAUUCUUCGCGUUUGUAGAUAAUAAAGCAAAGAUAAGCGAAGUAAAUAAGCAAUGGGAGUGAUACACCUUUACUUUACCAGCAUUAGAACUUGUUUAAUUUCUUAAGUCGGCUGUAAAAAUCGAAAAUCGCUCAGUCUUGAGGUGAUAUUUUAUUCCAGUAGACAUUCGAACAGAAGCCUAAUGUGGACUAGUCAGGCAUGCGAGAAGAUAGGAGGUCAGAGAAUGAUAAAAUAGGCGGAAGUCUACUAGCGUUUUUUACCUUUCUUCGUUUUUCUUUGCGUUAUAUGCCAAGCAUUUGCCAUCAAUCUUUAUCAACAGUACGGUACUACGCCUGGGCAGGUCGUUGUUGAUUAAAAUAUCCUCACUACAAGGGCUACUUAGACUUUCAUUCAGAAAUCCAUAUUUACACAUGUUGACUGGCGUAUUCAAAUUGGAAAUUUAGCGGCUUUUUUACUUAAUAUUUCUGCAAAUGUAAACUUUUUCCAUUUUUUUAAAGCUUGGCUCCUUUUUCCUGGCUAUAGCCAUACACACUAAAAUGUUUAUGCUAAUUUCCCUGCGAUUGUUGUUGAAUCAUUCCACGUUUAAUUUGGAAUUCAGUAAAACUCUUUAAAACUUGCCUUUAGUUUAGAAUUUCCGACCAGUCUUAUGCAUUCUUCACCAGAGAAAAUUUAUAUAGUAUUUACAGGUAUAUAGUCAAAAGAAUUCCGUUUUUUUUAAUUGUUCUCCACAUUUAAACUUGCUAAAUUUACUGAACAUCAUGAUUGUAAGUUUUCAAGAAUGACCGCGUUUUUCUUAUAAUUAUCUACUCCACCGUUUUCACUAAAAAGCACUAAUAAACUGCUGAAGGUGUAGUUAACUUUAACUUUAAUUUGGGACAAUUUUGGCCUUGCAUGAUAUUUUUAGUUACGUGUUUAGCGAGUUAGAUGUUUGCAAUACAAACAAUCGUUCAUCGUUUGGGGUCCACUUUCAGUAGACAGAUUAACUUGACAUUCAGGAGAUAGCUGUUUUAGGAUCUAAGAAUUCGUCCACUAUAAAUCCGUAACUGUAAAUGGUUUUUCAGAAAAUAAACUGUGGGUGAAACAGAUAGUAAUAGUUUUAAUUUAGUCAGUAUCAACAAAGUUUUUCAUCUAGCGAUGAUGAAAUCUGUCAGACAAAUAAGGGAAUUUUUUAUUGUCAUUUUACGAUAAAAGGGUCUAAAAAACAGAAUACCGAUUUUGACCACAUCCAUGUAGUAAAGUAUCAGGAAGAAGGGUGUUGAGCCAGUUUGUCAGUAUCUGUUUAGGUAAUAGAUAGAAACACUAAGGCUGUAAAAAUUAGCUACUUCUUUUAUUAUUGAUACAUGCAGAUAAAUCCGUCGACCUUUAAAGUUCUGAAAACAUUUAUUUAAAAAAAAAUAUGUCCUUAAGAAGUAUAAUAAUUUUAAUCGACGAAGGAAUGUUAACAACGACUGGACUUUCUCUGUGUUUUUUCCUUCUCUGUAAAUAAUGACGAAACCCACGGACGGACAUAUGCACGAUGUCAAUCCCUCUCUGUUGUUUAGAAAUUAAAUCUGCUUAAAGAAAAUUUACAAUUACAGUUUAGGCAAGUUUGUCUCAUGUUGUUUCCCUGUGCGUAAAGAUAAAUUUUGGAAGAUUCCCUUAUUUCUUAUAAAAGGAAACUUCCAGGAGAAAAAAUGUAGGGAUUCAGUUACACCACUGAACAUUUUGUUCCAUCAAAUUCUGUGUUGUUGCCAAGGUCGCAAAAAAUUUCGUUUUGAAUCAGUGUGUUGUUUUAAUAAGAGAUCGACGUUUCUAUGAACAUAGAUGACGACACUUAACAAUGUUCUUUAUUGAUCCUUAGCUUAUUACUAAUUAACAGGAUUUUUUUUUGAACUGCACAUUAAACGUUUGUUUUAAUGAAAUCAAUGUUUGUUUAACUCUCUAUCUUCAAUGAGGUGUAACGCUUUAGGAACUUGACCAGAUUUUUAAAAUUGCUUCUUGAAGAAAAAUUAAUCUGAAAACAGCCGUGUAUGAACUCAUAGACUUCAAAGUAAAUAAUGGCAACAACGAAAAUUUGUUUUAGUACAGUCUAGUGUUCCCACGUGAGCACAUGGUAUAAUGGCAGCUAUAAUAGUGUUUCGCUUUUUUUAAAUUAUUUUCAAUUAGCGCAAAAAGUCUUGGGGAAAGUCUUGGGCCAGAAAAAAGCAAAAAAAAAAGAAAGCGACCUUAGAAAAUUCUGACAAUUCAGAUCAGUGUGUAAAAACGGUUGCAUAUGUGAACUUAGAUCCCCAGAAAGAAUGCAAACUUGUUAUCACAAGGAAGGUUGGCCUAUCAUAAAGUUGGCGCCGAGCCCAGGGUCAGAGAGGGAUAUGCGGUAAAUAAAGCUGGAAUUAUGGAUUAUUAAGGAGAUAUAAUCACAGUUUUCGACCUAAGAGGAUUAUUGAAAGUGACAAGAAAUAACGUCUGUUGCAUCCUAGCGUUUGUUGCAUUCUACGGGCUUUAAAUUUGCGUCAUUAAAAAUUGACAGGUAAAUUCACUGUUUUCCUCUGCUAUUUGCAAACUUUUAAAAUUUUCUUCUCUAGUAAACUGUUACUUGCCUUUUCAUUUUGUCUUUGUUUAAGCGAGACAGUCUGUAAUUUUAACAAAGAUCGAUAGCUACAUGUAACGUCAAGUUGACUGAAGAAAUGUUUUGCAAGUCACAAUAAUUCCGAGCGUGGAACGGUAGGAAAAUAGAGAGACAUUUUUCAAAGUUAGUUAAUUGUUUUUAACCGGACUGAGGACUGGCUAAAUGUGACCCCAAGACUACCAUCACAAUGAUGGAUUCGCAGAAUAGUGUUUUCUUAUAUAAAUAGUCACAUUUUGAAGUUGCAGACGUCGUAAGCACCAGAGUUACGUAAAUUUCGAUACAGACGGCGCAGAUCAUGCAAACGUGUGGGAAAAUGAACUUUUUUAGAAACAGUUAAAGUUGUCGCCCUGUUUCUGCCACACUUAGCACUGGAAUGUGCGUAAUAAAUAAUCACGGUUUCCUGCUAAACCAUGUUUAAUAGUAACCAACCAAACAAACAAAUAAAGAGGAAUCUAUUCCCGGCUCGUGUCAGUUAUUCUCGACUCAUUAGUCAACCUAUUUUAGCAGAUUGGAAUUAUUAGCUUUUGUAAAAACGUUGCUUGCCAGAAAUUUCUUAUCUAUUUCAAGAAAUAUUCAUAACAUAUAACACAAGAAAGUCAGACUAAAGACGGAUGUUUUCAAUACAGUAUGUCUCGUGCGGGUUGGAAGACUUUUUGGUAAAUAGCUGAUUGUUGGAUUGUUUGUAGGAAAUGUCUCUUUUAUAAAACCGUGAUAAAUACUGGUUAAGAAAGAACUAAACUCGGUACGUUAACGAUUUAUUCAUUGUGGAAAAUGUAGCCUAAAUUUGUCUACUUUUUCUUAUUAUCUCAAUUAUCCUAAGUGUUUUCUUUAGUUUUUUCUUAUUUUACCAUUAACACAUGUUUGAGGUUUCUUACUAUUUCAAAAUAUUGAUUUUAGACGUAUGUUUCAAAAUAUUGGCUUAAAUUAUCCUGACAGAGUUCCUUGAAAGUAAGAAUUACUCCGCAACAUACGGUGGAACCUCAAUAUAACGAAGGGUCAAGGAUUGGCAAAAUUUGUUCGGGAGUUGUCGUUAUAUCGAGGUUCUUUUCCCUAUAUUUUGCUCUUACUGAGGUACAGAUAAUCGUUUGUUACACCAAGGACUUCGUAAAAUACAGGUUCUUUAUAUCGAGGCUCUGCUGUAUUUGCAUGAAAAAAUGUGCUUUAUUGAAGUAUAUGUUUCAGUUUUCUGCUUUUAUAAUCAACACAGUGUCUUGCUCAUGUUCAUCAAUGAUUUGUCCUUGUAUGUUCCAAAAUCGGCUCUUAUUAAGUUAAUGCUUGACCUGACCUGUCUCUGGUGUUCAUGCAAUUUCCCACCUUUAGUUUACCAAGUAUACUUGGAUAUAGGAGUCACUUUUAGUUAUACUUCUGCCAGUGUAACUGUUUCUGAGUACAUUAUUGACUACUGACUUAGUGUAUGAAACGAAUUUUGCGUAGAUAACUUGGACGUGGAAGUCCCUUCAUUUCGUAAGUGAUUGUUUCUUCUACGUCUCUUGUAGAUGUUGGCAUGAGCGGUUCAACGUUGCGUUUUAAAUCACUGAAUACCUUCCAGCUCCACAGAAGUCGCUGGUUGAAUCUAAUACGCGUCUGCAUUGAGGCAAUAAAAUGGCCGAUUGAUUAGCUUUCCUCUUUGCGAGUUUCCAGAUUUACUGAAUUCUAAGCAGGAACACUUUACAAAAUGUCUCAAGGAAAUGACAAGCCUUCAGAUGCCAUAAUAUCUUGAUGGAGUCAAAAUGACGUCUUAUUUAUCGUCCAUCGAUUUAUUUCAUUGCAUUGCUAGUAUUAAGUUCUAGUAUUAAAUUGUUUUUGUCGCUUAUGCCAAGCGCACUUCUUCCUUUCCAACUUCCUUUCACUGUCAGACUCAAUGAUGGAGUCUCAUAGGGUGGUUCUAACUUUUGAGUCUGUGCUUGUGACCAUUCAAAUGAAAGCUACUGAGCAGUACUUUCCAGUGGUACUGUAUUUAUUAUGCUGUACAAAGUGGUUCUAACUUUUGAGUCUGUGGACGAAAUCCUAUCUUGUGACCAUUCAAAUGAAAGGUCUUUGCCAGUAUUUUCACAUGGCACUAUUUGUUUUUCAACGUUUCACAAAAUGAAAUUUGGAAAUUUUGCCGAAAUUUGAUUUUGGCCACUUUAGGCAUUGAUAAGGUUAAAUUGUGAAAUGUGAAUCACAAUGAGCUGGAUAUAUGGAAACUUCAUAAAACAAGAUUUCUUCGGCUCAGUUAUUUUUGUGGGCUGAUUAUAGGACAUGCUUUAUUUUUCAAUCAUUCUACGUACUUUCCAGCAAAAACAAACGUCAUUACUUUGUUUAUAAUCGGUUAUAGUUUCAUUUUAUGUUAUUGUUUGGGGUGGUUUUUCUUUUGUUACUUGCGGUUGCAUUCUUUCGAAUACUGUAAACAGUACCAUGUUUAAAAUGUGAAUGAAUAAGAAGUCCUUUCGUUUCUCAACUAUAUUUGCAGUCGAACGUAGUCCGCGCACAAAAAGGUUUAAACCUUUAAUUAAUAAAAUUUGUUCCAGGCGAAAAUAAACGUUACUCUAUUCUUUUCCAUAGCAUUAAUUGAAAACAUGAUACUUUAUAAAAUAUCUCAUUUUCUGUUCCAAGUUUGCUAGUGAACUUUGUAUCUCCAUUUUUCAGUUGCACUUAUUAAAAUCAUUGUUUUUGGCGGUUUUCCUUUCUACGGUUCUGAAGAGCCUGGAAUCGUUUUCCCAGCACAACCAAUAAUUGUUGAAUUCUCGAGAAAUGUGCUUUGAUGCAUUCUAAAUUGCGAAUCUUGUAAUAAUAGUUGUUUGCCAAAGUUUUUUUCUUUUAAUAGUAAAGAUAUAAAUUUUAUUUCGUCAGCGAGCAUGAAAUUGUUUUGUUCAUUCCUUAGUAUGUUAUAACGGAAUAGUGUACAGUUAAUCGUUGCAGUAAAGUGGCAGUAUCUUGUUUUUGUCCAGCAGUAACAGCGUCGAUUCGUUUAUAGACAAACGAAUUUGAAGUGUCACUGUGUAUUGGAAACACAUUGGUACUAAUCAAAUUAAUCGUGUCAUCGAGGCGGAGGAGACGGAAAAUACGGGAAACCAGAUUAUUAUAACCUUGAUUGGCUUCUCACCGUCCCCACUAUUGGAGGGCCUGCUGGGACCAGCUACAGGGAGCUGUUUAUAGAUUUUACAUCUCUUUCUGUAAAGACCUAUCAUACUCACUUGGUAUUUUCUUUGUUAGUAAUUAGGAAAUAUACCGACUGGAGUUUUGAUUUUCUCAGAAGACAUCACAAGGGGAACCACCUCAUAUUUACAGCUAAUGUGUGAUCCUUAAACAUAGAGUUAAGACGUCAAAAAAAUCAAAUUAAACUUUCAUUAUAUUACUCUUUAUAGCUGUUCUUUCCUGAGACGGCGAUUUCCCUUGAAUUGAAUGACCGCUAACUCUUAAUUUAGCGCCCUCAGAACGCCUAUAAUGUAGAAUAAAAACGAUGGUGGUGCGUAUUUUAUUUGCUUCUAAGUCGUGGUCAGAUGCAAGUUGUGUGUUUUUUGUGGUAUUAUAUCACACCGUAACAGACGUGCAUGAAAACAACCAUAACAUGCGUACUGUUGUUCGAAGCUGUCUUUGAAUUCUUAUCGCGCCACGUCGCAUGCUCGUAUUCGUAGAUAAUAACGUUAUUUUUGCUCUACAGCUAAACUGUUACGGAACAGACUGAAGCAACAAUCAAUGUGUAAUCUGCUUGUAGAAAAAAGGGAGACAGAGGGGCGCUUAUUAGAAGAGAGACGUAGUUGCAGUUUUAGUUUUAACAGUUUGAGUGGCCCGUUGUAUUCUCCUCCACCCUCCAACCCAACACCUUCCACUUCUUUGAGAAAGAAGAACACAUUAUCCCAGCCGAACUUCUUGUAAAGUUAUUCAAGUUGUUUUGUCUGCUUUAACCUUGAGAUUAUUUUUCGUUGAAAGGGAUGCGCAGAUAAGUUUUAAUACCCUUGAUUGGAUUUUCUUUUCGAGAAGGAUUAUUUUCAAGAUUGUAGCGCCGUUAUGAAGAAUUUUAUGAGUAUUAUACAUUGAAGAUUUAUAACCAUGUUUAUUGGAUUCCCGGGCGGUUUUAGUGUUCAAAAUAAAGGCACGACGUCAUUGUAUUGCCAAAGCUGACGAUUACAAACACAAUCGCUUUUAAUUAUUGAGAGAUAACCUUCGACAGCAAAUUAUUUCCAAGUGAUAAGCAAACAAAAAGGUAAAAAAUGAAAAUAAAUAAAAAUAAUGAUUGCGAAGGGAAAAUAUAUACUGACAGGAGUUUGUUGGCAAAAAUGUUUAUUUCCUGGUGUUGGCUAUCAUUUUUCUGUAUCUUUUGAAAGGAUACUUUACUUCAUACGAUUGUGUUUACAAAUCGUUUUAAUGGCCGUUUACUUGAAAGAUGUCAAGUGCGGAUAUCUCAUUGAAAUGGUUAGCUUUGGAACCUUUAUCUUACGCGCCAAGUUAAUGCACCAAAAAUAGUUCCACAGCCCACAAAACGUUUUUGGAAAGAAAGACUGGGCAUUAUUACUCUAUUACGUCAAAGCCAGAGUAAUCGUUAAGUGACGCAGCCAAAAACAACAAAGACAAAAAAAAUAAAAACAAAACUUACUAACUCUAAUAGCAUGGCUAUUUACAUUGAGAAUGCCUUUUUUUCCCUUAAAACGGUGGAUCACUCCUUUUGAAACUUGUGUACUAUGACACGAUUUAGGUCCAGGAAGAGGAAAAGAUAUAAAGAUUAUUUUGUUUUGAGAGUAGCAUAUCUUUUCUUAUCGUUCUUCCAUGGUUAGAAUUAGAAUGACAAACUUAUCGCAGCAAGUUUACAUGGAUUAGUUGACGUAUGAUAGCAGACAUUCCCUUCGGAUAGAUAACUUGAUUACGGGAAUUUUUUAAUCCAUGCUUAGACGCACGAGGGCUUAAUUCAGCAAUCAUUUUGAUUUCCGUUAAUCCAUGUUACAUAUUUCCUCUCUCGCUAACGUCACGCUAAUCAUGAUGAUCGAUUAUUAAAAAGCACGCAUUUUUAUAGUCAAGUAUUGGACAGGAUUCAAAAUCAAGCACAGACAGGCAAUAACCUUGUAACAUGAACUUCAUCUGUUCGACAAGAGCAAGAUUAAACUGAGACUAAUCAUAUGAUAACGGAUUCACUAAGAAGCCAUCUUAGCAAAAGGUUACAUAAUGUAGACAAGAGCAUUCUAUACGAGAGCGGUGUAUCGAAUGAUAGAUAGCAUUUUCUAUUUUUAGAGUUAUUAUCUAGAUAUCGUUUCUUAUGCUGCAGUGCUUGUAGUAAAUUGCAGCCGUGCACGGUGUAAAACGUCCUUCUUUCCCUGUGUAGCGACAAUGACUUACAAUCCGCUCUUUUGAGGGAAAGUUACCUCAUUAUUUUGAAGUUCAUGUCUAUAUUUACCUUAUGAUUAUUCUCGUGACAGGUAUUCUUCUAUAAUUCGCAUUAGUUACGACUAGAUUUUUUGAUCCCUUUAAGACUGGAGUUGAAUAUUUGCCCAUUUGUAGUUGUGCAUUUGAUAAAGAGAUGAAAGCUCUUCUCUUUACAUUACCCUUGCUCUCUGCUGCUGGUCUUGUUAUUUUCAAUGAAUGGGUGAGGUAGUCAGAAUCUUUCCCGGUAUCUGUCUAGGCAAACGAUUAACUGGUUGAAAUUCAGUUUUUAACGUUCAACAAUAUUAGAGUCCAAACGCUUUUGUUUUUAUCGUAAAUCAAGCUACAAGGUAUAAUUUAUAUUUACUCGUGUCAUCUUUGCCGGAAUAGUGUAUCUUGAGAUCCAGAUUUUUGGUUUUAGAUUUAUUCCGGCACAGGAAAUUCCGGUACAUUGAAAUUGUUCCUUCAUUCAACAAUAUGGGUCCAAACUCUUGUUUGUAUCAUAAACCAGGCAACAAAGUACAUUUUAUAUUUACUCGCGUCAUCUUUGAAUAGUGUAAGUUAAGUGUUUGUGAAGGCCCCCAACAAUAUUUCUUUCAAUGAGAAACCAACUUUUGGUUUUAAAUUUAUUCUGGUUUUAGAGGUACUUUUGGUGAAAAGAACACCAAGUAGGUGACUAAACAGAUGUCUGGCUCUUAACGAAGAAACUAAAUUUUAUGCGACCUAUUAAUCUAAUAGCUUAGUUUUUUAUUUGUCUCUAUAUUCGGUGUAGUGUUUGCCCUCGGAACACGUAGUCCUUUUCAACAGUUCAAUUCAUUUCAGAAUGUGAAACGUAAACGAGUGAGUCUCAUGCCUAAACCACUCCGCCCUGCCAUAAAAAUUGUACCAUUUUUAGCAAAUACUUUCUGAAGUGGGUAUAAAUUUCCCCUUUCAUAGGAAGGUAUAUUCAAACCACAAAUAUCAGUAGCAAAGUAUUGAUUUCUCAGCUCUGUUUUUUGCAAUUAACAACGGAAAUGGUUUCGUUACAAGAUGAGCAAUGGAAGCCGGUAUCAUUGUAGGAAUGGCUUUUCUUUAAUAAAGUACUCAUAAGCCUUUUGAAGCACCGAAUGGUGUGUCUGAAAACAGUGAGGUGGGCCAAGAGUACGUCUCCAUGUUCACAGUCGUUUUUAAACAUAACUUUAAAAAAACCUGUCACAGUUAUAACUUAAAAACUUUAAAAUCUAAGGAGGCAGAAAUGCAAAAACUGACAUGAUCGAAGCUGGUAUCACGUAACUGUAGGAGUGAAAGAAAAAAAUAAUUAGUGCACAGAUAUAAGCGAUAAUCAUCCAAGUGAAAGCUCUUGAAAGGAGGUAAUUUUCUAGUAAAAAAGUGUCCGUAGUAACCAUGUCCCUGCAUGUGGUCUUAAUUUUUUUAUUUCUGUGGUCGGAGAGUGGUUUAGUAUUUAGAGAUGAGACUAAGAUUUUUAUUCGUUGUUCUGACAAGUUGGAAUUGGUCCUAGCUAGUUGUUCGUUGUUGUUAUUGUUAUUUUUUGACUAAGCUUUAUCGAGCUGCGCGUUUUGCAUUUUUUAACUCCAGCAUCGUUUUUGAGUUCAUGUGGAGUCUGCCAGUCUAGACGGUUUAUUCCCCUCCUGGCAGUAGAGAACAAGGAGUUCUCAAAGGACAGAUACACACAUAUAUGCUAGCACGCAAAUUUCCGGAGUAGAGGUUACAAAAGAUAGCCGCGAAUCCUUUCAUCUCGGCACAAAUCUGCACGCGUUGACAUGCGGUUACUUUAUUUUCCUUCAAACUGGAAAGUUUGGCUUUUUUGCACGAAAACGCGAAGUCCGUAUCGGAAGUUUCACCUUUGGAUCGUGGGAAACAUUCUUAUUGGUGUUUCCCGGGUUUUCCUCAUGGUCAGUCACAUUAGGUUAAGUCUUAAAUAUCUUUCCCUCCCUUGGCCAAUAUAUAUUUUAGUAUAUUCGCGAAGAUAUUAAAGAUAUACUAAUUAAAAUGAUGUGUUUUAAUCUACAGAUACGCACUUGUAUUUGUACUUUAAAUAAGCGUCCAUGUAAUCAAUCACACUGGGCCAAAUUAUCACAAACGACACAGCCAUGUUUAACCGUAUUUUCAGAAAUUGCAAUUUAAUAAUGGAGCCCGGUUUUGUUUGUUUAUUUGUUGCUUUUCUAUUUUGUUUGAUGUAAUUUACCAUUUUCCCCAAGAGAUGCACCUACAACUUCUCCCCACUUAGUGAUAUCUAUACAAUUCCUUGAAGACGUUAUUCUUAUUGUCCCUUUUCCCUUUGCUGAUCAUUGUAUUAAUUCUCAUUAACGUUUUUUUGGUGUCUUGAUAUUACGUGGAGAAAAUUGAUGUUGAUCACUCUGUUAUGAUUAUGAUUAUCAUUAUUAUAUAAAUAUUUGCACCAUAUUAGCAUAUUAUUGGCAUAUUAGGGUAGUAGGUAAGUUUGUAUCUUUAAUUCUUAUAAAGAUAAUUAUCUUUCUUUCUUUAUAUUAUUCUUUAUAGGUAUGGUUUCAAAAUCGGAGGGCCAAGUGGAGGAAGCGCGAAAGAUUUGCACCAGUCCCAGUUCCUGCUCGGGCAAUGAGCAUGGCGCCUAUUUACGAGCGUCAUCCACAGGCCCCUUGGCCUCGUCCCUCUAAUAGUUGUAUGAAUCCGUCAGGACCUGGCGCUGGACCAUUACCUCAUCACAUGUCAGUUCCAAGCUAUACACCUGUCCUGCACGUGCAUCACCAGUUGCCACCAAACAGACAGUCACCAAGAUCACCAUCUCCUGAGUCCCCUCCGCAUUGCGUAAAAGUCAAUGCUAUGACAACGUCAACGAACGGAAUGAGGAGAUCACCUAUCGUGCAUCCGAAUGUCACUAUUUCACAGCAUGAUCCAACAAGGCAACUUUCACCUUGUGCGCAUGCUCCUCCACAACGCGCAUGUCACUCUCCCGGUGAGAGUUACCGCGGAUCAACUGGAUCCAUGACGCAGAAAACAUUUUGUGACGAACGUGAAGAGUCGUCACAGUGCUCUGGGCGGCAUACCACGAGCAUUGCGGCGCUAAGAAUGAAAGCGAAAGAGCACUCGGUGGUCGUUGAUAUGGCAAGAACACAUAAUGGACGAGCAGAUGUGUGA